Molecule: messenger RNA, 3204 nt
Organism: Pieris macdunnoughi
Lineage: Eukaryota; Metazoa; Arthropoda; Insecta; Lepidoptera; Pieridae
Source: the annotation of a GenBank genome assembly
AUGGACCUCAGUAUGAAGUACUUCCUUUUGGACGACGCGACCUUGAGGGACUGGAACUAUAUGGGGUUACCCGAUGACAACUUCAGUGCUGAGAACGGCAUAAUAGUGGUUCGUGCGACGAGAUGGCCACUGGCCGUGGACCCUCAGGGACAGGCGCUUAUUUGGAUCUCACAUCUCGAGGAGAAGAAUGAAAUUGAGAUUGUCGACUUUGGUCAACCAAAUUAUCUUAAAGUAAUGGAAACGGGCCUCACUGAGGGCAAACCAAUUCUUGUCCAAAACGUUGGCGAAGUUUUAGACCCGUCAAUUGCACCCAUUUUGGAUAAGGCCAUAGUGAAAAUCGGAACUGCGCUUGUCAUUAAGUUCAAUGAGAAAAUGGUGCCUUAUAAUCAGAACUUCAGAAUGUAUCUAACUACGAAACUGGGCAACCCCGUGUACACUCCCGAGACAUUGACCAAGACGACCAUGGUGAACUUCGCCGUGAAGGAGCAAGGUCUGACAUCCCAGCUGCUGGGCAUCGUGGUGCGCAAGGAGAGACCGCAGCUGGAGCUCAUGAAGGACAACCUCGUCAUGACCAUCGCCAAUAAUAAGAAAGUGCUGAUGGAUUUAGAAAACGACUUGUUGCGUAUUAUGUACGAAUCUCAGGUACCACUACUGGAGAACGAGGAGUUGUUCGUAACACUUCAGACUUCACAGCGCACGUCCCUUGAAGUGAAGGAAGCCCUGAUCACAUCCCAAGUCACGGAAAAGGAAAUUGAUACAGCCAGACAGGGGUACGUGCCGGUCGCAGUGCGGGCAUCAGUAUUGUUCUUUGCCCUGAACGACCUCUCGCGCAUAGACCCUAUGUACCAGUUCUCUCUGGACGCGUAUAUCGACCUGUUCACGUACUCGAUUGACCGAAGCCCCAAAGGGGGCGAAUUGGAGGACAGGAUCAACAACUUGAAUGAGUUUCACACUUUUUCUGUCUACAAAAACACAUGUCGUGCGUUAUUCGAAAGACACAAACUCUUGCUGUCAUUCCACAUGGUUUCGCGAAUUCUAUUCCAAAUGGGAAAGAUGAAUAUGAACGAGUAUCUGUUCCUAUUGAAAGGCGGUAUAGUUCUCGACAGGUCUGAACAACCUGAUAAUCCUACAAAUUGGCUACCAGAGGAUUGUUGGGAUAAUAUCACUGAGUUGGACAAGAUACCGGGCUUCCAUGGUGUCAUUGACGCCUUUGAAACAUUCUCAAAGGAGUGGAAGGAAUGGUAUCUUCAUCCGGAACCGGAAUCGCAGCCCCUCGUAGGCGAAUGGAACGAGAUAUGCAACGAGUUUCAACGUAUACUAUUCGUACGUUCGCUACGAGCGGACCGCGUCUCUGCGUGCGUGUCUGCCUUUAUCGUGAACACGCUGGGACCGCGCUACGUGGAGCCGCCCGUCCUUGAUAUUAAGGCUGCCUGGGAAGAAUCGACGUGGAAGACGUCCCUUCUCUUUGUGUUAUCCCCCGGAGUCGAUCCGACUGCGGCACUUAUCCAACUGGCGCAGGAUGUCAAGAUGUUUGACAAGUUCCAGUCACUCAGCUUGGGUCAGGGACAGGCACCCACUGCGGCUAGGAUGCUCAUCUCUGGUAUGCGCGAUGGCGGCUGGGUAUACCUGGCCAACUGCCACUUGGCGUGUGAGUGGUUGGGCUCCAUCCGUGGCCUGGACAACCCGAAGAUUCACCCGAGGUUCCGUCUCUGGCUCUCAUCAAUGCCCGAUGACAAGUUUCCUCUCAGCGUUCUGCAGAGAAGUAUUAAGAUGACCACGGAGCCGCCGCAGGGUCUGAAAGGAAACCUCGUCCGGAUAUUCUCAAACUUGAACGAGGAUAAAUUUGACGAGGCCACACCGAAGUAUCGACGGCUUCUCUUCUGUGUCUCUUUCUUCCACUGCUCCCUCAUUGCCAGGAAGAGAUUCAGGCAGCUGGGUUACAAUGCCGUGUAUAGUUUUAAUGAUUCCGAUUUUGAUGUAUCGGACAAUCUCCUAGCGAACUACCUGGAAGAAUACGAGGAGGUCCCGUGGGAUGCUCUGCGGUACUUAUUCGCCAUCAUCAACUAUGGGGGUCACAUCACAGACGAUUGGGACAAGCGGGUGCUCAUCGCGUACAUCAACCAGUUCUUCUGCGAGGAGGCCUUGGAGACACCAUUUUAUAGGCUUUCUAGCAUUCCCUCUUACCACAUCCCUAGAGACGGAAGCCUGGAGUCCUAUCGUGACUUCUUGGAUCUGUUGCCGCCCUAUGAAAGAGCUGAGUCUGUUGGACAACAUGCCUCUGCUGACGUUGCUACGCAAGCACAGGAUGCCCUAAUAAUGUGUUCGACCCUAUUUGCUCUGGCCUCCACGGGCGGAGGGGGAGGCGGCGGAGGUGAAGACCAAAAGGUUGACGAAUUAGCAGCUGAGAUGAUAGUGAAGCUGCCGUCCAAGAUAGACGUGGAGACCACAGAGCGGAUGAUGGGGCCGGAGAUUGUGAUGCCCAUGUGCGUCUCCCUUUUGCAGGAGAUCGGAUACUAUAAUGUGCUUAUAUCGGGCAUUACUUCUGGCUUGAAGGAGUUACGUCGUGCCAUUGAAGGCCUGGUGGUGAUGUCUGAAAUGCUGGAGAUUAUGUACACGUGUAUUUUCGAAGGGAGAGUUCCCACUUUCUGGCAAAAAGCCCGCCCAUCAAUGAAGCCCUUGGGCGCGUGGUGUCGCGAGCUCUUCCUGCGAGGCGGGCACUUGGGCGCGUGGGCCAAUGCGCCUCGCUCUCCGCCGACGCUUUGCUGGCUUCCCUCCUUAGUUGCCCCUACGGGCUUCCUUACUGCUGUUAUGCAGACGACAGCUCGAGGUGAAGGCUGGCCCAUAGACACGUUGUGUUGGGAGUUUACGGUGAUGCCUUUGGAAGAGACUUCCUUCGUCCGUCCGCCUAGAGAUGGCGGCGUCUAUAUACGGGGCCUAUAUCUAGAAGGCGCUAGCUGGAACAAGAAGGAGGGUUAUCUCCAAGAACCAUUACCUAUGCAGCUCGUGUUUCCAGUUACGCCUAUACACUUUAAACCAAUUCGUGCAACAGGACGAAAGUUGCGCAAUCGCUACGUAUGUCCUUGCUACUACUACCCGAAGCGAAUGGGCGCCUUCGUUGUGGCGGUCGAUCUCCACUCUGGGAAGGAAAUACCCGACUUCUGGGUGAAGAGAGGAACCGCCUUGCUAUGUACUUUAGCUACUUAG